This is a messenger RNA of Acyrthosiphon pisum (pea aphid), 4151 nucleotides long. Its product is annotated as SET domain-containing protein SmydA-8-like. The record is from RefSeq and is a predicted model, not a curated record. Lineage: Eukaryota; Metazoa; Arthropoda; Insecta; Hemiptera; Aphididae. The coding region runs from base 1388 to 2782 and encodes 464 amino acids. The transcript is spliced from 3 exons.
ACUUGAUGUUAUACAAUUUUCGAGUAUAAAAUCUUCAACCAACCUGUACGGGCAUGUACGCAUGUAUAUGGUAUAUACUAUAAUGUAUUGUACCUGCAGAUUUCUUAUUAUAUAUUUUUAAUUAACGAUUUUUCGAUACACAUAUUUUUUAUAAUAAAUGUUUAUAAUAUUAUAAGCUUCCAGAAAUAGUAAAGAACAACUCCAUGAGAUUGUGAGAUCCUAUAUAUAUAUAUAUAAUCACUCGUGUACAAACUUUUGUUUGUCUGCUGUUUCAAUAGGGGUUUUCGACCAACUGCAGGGUAUGAUAAUAAAAUACAUCUAUGUCGUAGACCAUUUGAGAAUUAAUAGUAAUUUUGCAAAGAGGUAGACAGAUUAAAUUUUGCAGCUGAAUUUUACGCUUAUUUCAAACAAAUCGGCGGAAAAGAAUACAUAUAGGUACAUGUGAGGGGCAAUCAUUGCAAAGAUUCUUGCAGGAUUAAGACCGGACCGGCCAAAGUCUCGAUAGUUUUGUUACGUAGCGUAAAGGCAAAAACCAUAUUUUUCGACAGACUAUAAUAUAACCUCUGGAAAAUUUUUAGUUCGCCACGCCACUGAAACCAUCUAAAUAUUGAACACCCACGCGGGUUUAAAACACACUUUAAAAAUGUCCCGACCGUCGCUCACAGCAAAGUUCGACCGUGUACCAUAUUAUACACAUCCACCGACGUACCCUGCGUACGCACCCACCCCGCUUUAACAUACACGGCAGUGUUUAUGUGCCGGUCCAAGAUUGAAUUCCAUAAAAAACGAGAGACGCCGUAAAAAUAUGACGCUUUAUAUAAUAAUAUAAUAUUAUAAGCGCUUUUUCCCCGCGUUUUUCUUUUUUUAUUCCGCCGGUGCGGUAUGGACAAGGCGCGAAUAUCGCACUCGCGAGGCCCUCGCGGGGACGUUUUACGAGCCCAUACGCGUAAAUAUAUUAUUAUAUUAUUUACACCGUCGGCGGAGACCAUGUACGAGACGCGUCAUCGCCGCCUCUUUUUGUUUUCAUCGCGAUUUUUUUCACCGAUUCCCCCUUCCCGCGCCGUACCUACCCGUUGCCACUAUACGUCAUAACAAUAUUAUAACCGCUCCCCUGACGCUCGUUCGUCCACCGGCAAAUUUAUACGGUGUGGCGCGGAUUUCGCGACAACGGCGGACGCCUUUGGUGCUUCCCCGCGGACCAUUUCCCCCUCCUCUGCAGUAGAGAUUAUUUUGGUACCGGACCGGGCGGUGCGCGCGGACGAAAUAUAGCCGCCGAAUGCAAUCGGCCGCGGCGGACUGCAUAACACGGCGCGUGGACGUCUCAGUGCUACCGAUAACCCUGCAGCUAUACGCCGUAUAAAGUAUAUAUUAUAAUAUUGCAGCGUACAUGUCGUCGUCCGGUGGUACGGAGACAACGGACGACGGCGCCGCGCCGCCGUACGCGGUAGUCCAGUCACCAGAACUGGGUCGGCACUGGGUGGCCGUUCGGGACAUCGUAGCCGGUGAGGUGCUGCUCGAGGAACGACCGCUCGUCGUCGGCCCCAAGGCUGGCUCGCCACCCGUCUGCCUGACGUGUUACGCACCCACCGCGGGUUACAAGUGUUCGAAGUGUGGAUGGCCGGUGUGCGGGCCGCGGUGCGAAGCGGCGCCCGUGCACCGGGACGCCGAAUGUCCGCUGAUUGACGGCCACUACGAUAGCCGUCGGUCUGCCGCUUACUGCUUCGUGAUGCCGCUCCGGUGCAUGCUGCUGUUGCACCAGCGGGACGGCCGCCGGGCUGCGGAGUUUCGGUCACUACAGUCACACCUGGACGACAGGCUGAACACGCCGCUGUACCGUGCGUACGCUGUCAACGUGGCCGCAUUCGUGUUGGAUCGAUUGGGUCUGCGGUCGGCGGGCUACGGUCAUAAUCACCGGUCCGCUCUUGAGGCGGCCGCCGUGCUGGACACCAACGCGUUCGAGGUGCGACGGCCGGGUGGCCGCAAGUUCCGGGCCGUGUACGGGCGUGCGUCCAUGAUGGCCCACUGUUGUACGCCGAACACUAAACACGUGUUCAUCGGUGACGAGACUGACGGUCAGCCGACCAUCCGAGUGGUGGCCGCGGUACCCAUAGCCCGAGGAUACCCCAUCACGGCCACGUACACGCAGACGCUGUGGUGCACGCGGGACCGACGCCGUCACCUGUCGGCCGCAAAAUGUUUCGAGUGCGCGUGCGCUCGGUGCGCCGAUCCUGUGGAACUGGGUACGCACCUGGGCUCGGUGGCCUGUGGUGGUGGCCAGUGUCCGGGUGGUCGGGCCACAGCCGCGGGCCAAUGGUUGUGCACCACAUGCGGACGACUCGCUACCGACGUCGAAGCGGCCCACGCGCUGCAAACCGUUGGAGCGCUAUCCAAGACCCGUGACUGCGCCGGUUUCGAACGGUUCCUGGAACGGGUCCGUGACGGAACGAUGCCGCCGCUGCACGCCAACCACCACGUCACAGUCGGCGUCAAGUACGCACUGGCCCAACUGUACGCUGAUCGGAUUUCGGAUCUGUCCACAAAACAACUGGAAAACAAUACGGACAUAUGCGAGCAACUGUUGCGGCUGGCCGACGUCCUGGAACCGGGAAUCACGCGAUUCCGGGGCCUACUGCUCUACUACUUGGUGCGCGGUCUUAGACAGCUGAAGAGGAUGAAACACAGACGGAACUACGACGAAAUGAUCAAGAAUUACACUGGAGAAGCAGUCGUCAUUCUGAAAACCGAACCCGAUCUGAUGCAUUUGGUCGAACAGUUACAAUGACGAUGCGAUCCUUGAAAUGUCUAUACUUCGGUCACCGUCAAAUGUUUAUUAUGCCGUAGUACAAUAGCAGUGUUCCAUUUUUGUUAUAAUCGAUAGUUCUUUUUUUGUUUUUGCUAUUAUCGCCAUAAUAAGCCACAUGAGCAACGCUGCAGGGUUUGAACCGUUUGUUCAUAUUAUUCGCAUUGUAUAAAAUAAAUUUCACUGAGACCGCAAUUAAUUUUACGAGUUUACUAACCGUUUCAACCGUAGGUUGUAGGUACACGACGUAAUAUUGCAAUCGAUAUAAUACUAUCAUGUACCUAAUAUUUUAUGUGGUUAAAAUAUUUAUAAAAAAAAAGUUAAAUAUAAAAGGUUCGAAUAAUAUUUACAACAGCAUUUCAUUAUUAUUAUGUACAGAAAAGGUUACGACUUAUAACUAUUAUUUUCAUAGCUAAACCGCAAAAGAACGGAGUAAAAUAUAAUGUAAAAACGAUGUUGUAUUGGUAGCAUUCAUAGUUUGAUGUCUGAAAUGUUCGGUUUUCAUGAGGUUUUUCAAACUUUGUUUUGGCCACCAGUAACCAUUAUCUACAUUAAAAGGAUAAUUAUUUUAACACACGUUAUUGGUUUAAAUGUAAAAUAUUAAUUGUAACGAACUCGACGAAUGAUGAACAGUGAAGAAAUAUAUCCUUUUUGUCUAACAGCUUCUAUGUUGACGUUCUCUCGACAUUAUUUUUUCAAUUAUGAGGAAAGAAUAAAGUGUAACACGACUAGGCAUGUCUAUUAAUUAUAGACUAUAAUAGAGAGGCUAAAUCCUAGAACGGAAAAUGUAAACUUACCUAUUUAUUAAUUUUAAAUGAGAAAAUAACUGAUUAUUUUGUCACGAGUAUUGAAUAUCAAAUACGGAGCAAAUCAAUAGAUUUCAUUGAUUAUUAAUAUAGCAGAAGUACAUUGUUAGUAUUUUGUUUGGUCAUUAAAAUUAAGUACGAAUUUGUGACAUCUGAGGAUUUGAUAAUCGGACACUAAAAAGGUUUUAAAAGUAAGCUCAAAGCAUUAUUUAUUUAUUUCGACCGUUGUUGUCAACACAAAAUCUACAUUUUAUAAAUUAGAAUCACCUAACCAAAUAUAAUGUCGUAAAAUUGGUUUUCAAUUGUGUAUAUUUAUACGCGUGCAAUAAAAUAUUCAUUGUUGUGUUUAUUUAAAGACCGAAUUCGCUCGGCUAGUGAAAAACAGCCAAGAUCGGAUUGUAUAACGAACACUUGCCAACUAUAAUACCGAAGUACAACGCAUGUAUCGAUUUUGCAGCAUUAACAACGUUUUUAAUAAACCGUCUUAAAAUAUAACACUAUUAGCGCACAGCGCCUUUUGAAAAGAAUAUAUUAAUAUAAAUAGA